AUGAAAACGAUAUCUCAUCUCGAGUCUUCCCAAAUGGAGUCCCAGCACUUGGACUACCAAUACAAAGAGGCAAUUUUGACUUUGAACAAAUUACUCAACUUGUGGAAUGAGAUUCAUAUUCCAGUCCCAGUUGGGCAGAGUCUCCUCCGUUUCCUUCAUAUAAUCUACCUCUUCUUUUACUCAGAUAUCACAACCGUUAUGCUUCCAUGCAUUACGUUCGGCAUACUGGGCUCAGCAACAAACUCAUCUCUGACUGAAGGCGCCCUCCCCAUUUCCACUGUCGUCUACAACUGUCCCAAAGCAUUGAUCUGGCUGUGGGGGGUCUUGAUGGUCUUCGAUAUCAACAACCAGAAUUCUCCCGAAUCUAUCGAAGAGGACCGCAUCAACAAACCUUCGCGGCCAAUUGCGUCGGGCCGAAUCAGCCCUACUGCUGCUUCCUAUCUCCUACAGGCAAUGAUUGCCUUGACUCUUCUCAUCAGCUAUGCCACGGGAGUAGUUCCAGAGACUUUAGCACUGUUCGUGCUAUACUGGCUAUAUGACAAUCAAGGAGGCAAUGAAGACUGGUUUAUGCGCAACCUGUUGGCCACUGGCGGCUACAUCUUUUAUUCUCUCGGCAGCUUGACUAUAGUCUCAAGCCAUUCAGAAACAAGAGCCGCCAAACUAUGGAUGUUCAUUUUUGGCCUUGUCAUCCUAACAACCAUCCAUGCCCAAGAUUUUCGUGACAUGGAGGGUGACCAGCUUAAGGGACGGACUACGUUGCCACUUAUCAUGGGCUCAAAAACAGGUCGAGCUACAAUUGCCGCAACGCUUGUGUUCUGGUCUACCUUUUGUCCCUUUUACCUUGGGUUGCCUCUUCAUGCAUAUUGCCUUGCUGUUGGUCUUGGAGCUUUCACUGGAUGGCGAUUCAUGUCGAAAACAGACAAUGCUGCUGACAAGAAGUCUUUUCAUAUCUAUUGUCUUUGGGUAGCAAUUAUGUUGCAACUACCUGCGAUGGCUCUAUAA
This is a messenger RNA of Talaromyces atroroseus, 1002 nucleotides long. RefSeq lists its product as hypothetical. Lineage: Eukaryota; Fungi; Ascomycota; Eurotiomycetes; Eurotiales; Trichocomaceae. Bases 1 to 1002 code for a protein of 333 amino acids. Gene Ontology annotation, cellular component: membrane. Gene Ontology annotation, molecular function: transferase activity, transferring alkyl or aryl (other than methyl) groups. The record is from RefSeq and is a predicted model, not a curated record. The transcript has a single exon.